AUGAGUGGUUUACGCAAUACUAUGAAGGGUGGCUGGCACCCUGAAGGCAAGGAAGGUGGAAAGGAGAGCUGGCGUGGUGAUUUCAAAGGCAUUAACCAAGUGGCUGGGUGGAUGGGAAAGGGCAAGGAGGGUGGCUCUUCCGGCUCUGGGUCGGGGAAGAACUCUGAAUCGCAAGGGGGUAUCAGAGGCUCCGUGUCUGGGUGGAUGGGAAAGGGCAAGGAAGGCGACUCCUCUAGUUCCGGGCAGGGCUCCUCAUCACAGGGCGGUAUCAGAGGCCAAGUGGCUGGGUGGAUGGGAAAGGGCAAUGACUCCAACUCCAGUCGCGCUGAUCACGUCUCACAACCGUUGUCAGCCCUAAAAGACCCAUCCUCCUUCGGGCCGCCUCCCAAGCAUAUCAAUUACCAUGGAGCAGCCGCGGUGCCAAAUCAGACAACACCCGACCGCCGGGGUCUCGGAGCUCCACUUUCCCAGGAACAGAUCAACGUCCAGGAAUCCCAACGACAAGAAGUAGCCGAAGCAGAGGAGGCAGAGCAAAAGCCCGCGCCGCCUCCGGUCCCGUAUCGCGUUGACACAAGCGGGCUUUCUACAAACCAUCUCCCUCCACCACCAGUACGGCGACUAGACUCGGCAAGUUCUGCCUCAACAAGCUCAAUCUCAAAGUCAAAACCACCAAAGCCACCGCCACGGCUUCCUGCCCGCAAUGGAUCCCCCAGCUCCGAUGCGCCGCCCGCUUAUUCCUCUGCGCCGGUACUCUCUCACGAUUAUAUUAAUCAAGAUGCUACGUCCCGUCUAGCAAGCGCGGGCGUCUCGGUUCCAGGUUUGGGGAUAGGCCAGGAGAAAUCUUCGUCGCCUGCACAUACGCCUGUCAAUGAGCUGCAGUCACGCUUCUCCCGGAUGAAUACCAUGGGAUCCCCAUCAGCACCAAACCCGCCUGCUCAAGCCUCGACCAACAUUAACCCGCAAUCUGCGAGCAACACAUCUUCUCUCCAGCAAUUCCGUGACCAGCAUGCGGGAUCCAUCGAUUCGGGAAAACAGAAAUAUGGUGACUUCCGCGAGCGCCACGCAGAUACCAUCGAUUCGGGGAAGCAAAAGUACGGUGACUUCCGCGAGCGCCACGCAGAUACCAUCGAUUCGGGGAAGCAAAAGUACGGUGACUUCCGUGAGCGUCACGCGGACUCCAUUGAUUCAGGCAAACAGAAAUUGAGUGGCUACGCAUCGCGGCUCACUGGCUCUUCUCCAGCGCCUAGCCCACUGGCCCGGCCCGUGUCUCACACUUCUAGCAUGAACUUAGAACCGGCCGAGCCCGCACGGGGCACAUCCUCCGUGCAAGAUUUCCGUGAACGCCAUGCCGACAAGAUCGACAUGGGGAAGGAGAAGUGGGGCGGAGUUACCUCGCGCUUUAACACAUUUGUCGAGGACCGCAAGUUCUCUGCCGAAGCCAACAAACGGAUUCCACGGCCACCUUCUCGUCCGAUCUCCACAGUCCAAUCGAACUCUGCAUCACCCACUGAACCUGACAUUCAGACUCAAGUCCAACGCAAGAAGGCCCCACCACCACCUCCCAAGCGGGCUGAAUUUCGUGCGUCCCCUGUUGACGCUUCGUCGCCAUCACUCCCGGGACCUCCCCCCGUCCCCCAUAGCACUAAGCCUCGCUAA
Messenger RNA from Penicillium coprophilum, 1656 nucleotides. RefSeq lists its product as uncharacterized. The record is from RefSeq and is a predicted model, not a curated record. The coding region runs from base 1 to 1656 and encodes 551 amino acids. Lineage: Eukaryota; Fungi; Ascomycota; Eurotiomycetes; Eurotiales; Aspergillaceae. The transcript is spliced from 4 exons.